Messenger RNA from Entamoeba histolytica HM-1:IMSS, 1692 nucleotides. RefSeq lists its product as uncharacterized. Gene Ontology annotation, biological process: nucleoside catabolic process; nucleotide biosynthetic process. The transcript has a single exon. The record is from RefSeq and is a predicted model, not a curated record. Gene Ontology annotation, molecular function: protein binding; sulfate adenylyltransferase (ADP) activity; bis(5'-nucleosyl)-tetraphosphatase activity. Lineage: Eukaryota; Evosea; Mastigamoebida; Endamoebidae. Bases 1 to 1692 code for a protein of 563 amino acids.
AUGGCUGAAGUACCACCUACAGAAACGAAACCAAAUGAAGUCUCAACUACAAACAAUCUUGUUUCUACAAACGAAACAACUCCAACACAAAAUGGUAUUCCUAUAAUUAAGAGUGAAAAUACUCUUGAAACACACCCAAUAAACGAUGUUCAAAAGAAACCAGAACAACCUAAUAUCCAGCCAACAGUUUUAGAAGAAGCGAAAAAGAUUCAACAAAUAGAAACAAUCAAAAAUCAAGAACCAAAACAUGAAAUUGUAAAAACAACUGAAGAAAUAAACAAAUCUAUAGAAGUUGAAAAUAAAGUUACAGAAGAAAAGUCUCAAAUAGUUAAUGUUAGUAGUAAUAAUAAUCCUAUUGAAAAGCCAACCGAAGAAGAAAAAAAGAUUGAAAUAAAUGAAAAGAAAAAUGAAAUAAAUACUUUACAAGGUGAAAAACAAGUAGAUGAAAAAAAAACAGAAGAAAAACAAGUAGAUGAAGUUAAAAAAGAAGAAACCAAACAUGAAGAAUUACCAAAAACACUUGGAGACCCAAAAUGUGUUCCAAAUAAAGAUGAAAAAAUCCUUGGAGAAUAUAAGUUUUGUAGGUUCUGUGAAGGAGAACCUUAUGAAACUAAUGUGUGUUAUUUACCUAUUAUUAAUAAUAGAGUUGGUAAUUUCCCAAUAGUUCUUAAAUUAAAUCCAAAAUGUCAAUCAAACUAUAUUUGUUUACAUCAUUGGAGAGAAAAUCGAAGAGAAUAUCUUGAGCAUUACGUUCAAAAUGAAAAAGGUGUUAUUGAUGAAGCAUCUGUUUUAUUAUAUGCUUCAAUGCUUGACAAAAAAAUUAAUUUUAAUUAUGUACCUUCUAUGUCUUCUAUUCCAGAAGAUACUCGUAAUUUGUUUAGUAAAUAUUUAAGUCUAAGAAGACAAGAACUUGAAAUGGCUAUGGGGUCUGUUCCAGCUGGUUUAUCAGUAACUAGUGAUUUACUUUGUAACGCAUGUAACGCUCCAACUCAACAAAUGUUUGAUAUGUCUCUUUUCCCACAAUCCUUUAUUCAAUUUUUGGCAUGGCAACGAUUAAUGCAAAUUUAUUCAAAACUUGAUGCUAAUAAUAUUGAAAUGUUAAAUGCAUUAAAGAAAGAAGGAAUAAAAGAGGCAGAAAAAGUUGUUAAAGAUGCAACUAAAUUUGCAACAGAAAAUCCAAAUGAUGCAAGAAAACGACUCCAACCAGAUUAUGUCCCUGAAAAAGUUCUUGCAAAAAAACCAUUUAAACAAGAGAAUGGAUCACAAUUCAUAUUACCUCCAAUUAGUACUGCUUCUAAUGCAGCUGUUUCUCUUCCACCUAUUUCAACAAGACAAGAAACUCGUGUUAGAAUCAAUUAUCCAUAUUUUGAAAAUGAAGAAACUAAAACAAAGAUGAUGGAACUUACUAAGCCAACAAUAAUUAUUGGAAGAAAAGGUAGAGAAAAUAAUGUUGAUCUUGAUUUAUCAGCAUAUAUGGAAGCUAAAAGUAUUUCACAUACUCAUGCUAUUGUUCAAUAUGAUGUUGGAACAAAACGUUGGAAAUGUCUUUUAAAAGGAAGAAAUGGAUUAAAAAUAGAUACUGUAUUUAAAAAUAAAGACACUGUAACUGAAUUACAUAAUGGUUCAAUAAUAGAAACUGGUACUUUUAAAUUCUCUUUCCAUUGUCCUGAUGAUUUUGAUGGUAAUUUUUAA